AUGGAUCAUAUAUCGAUUGCGAAACUCGUUCCGGGCAUUCAAUCAGGGCACAUCAGAGCGAUUGUCAUGGUGAAAUGGCCAUACUCAUCCUCACGACGUGAGAUGGCUGUGAUUCUUGCGGAGCCCAGCCUGAGACUCCGCCGUGCAAAUGGGCAAGUGAAAGCGCGCUUCACCAAUGCCAGCGCCCUGUCCCUAGCCAUGGCUGAUAUCACGGUUGGAGACGAGAUGGUGCUGAGCCUGCAAGGCGCAGCAGCCGAGUGGAAGAGUGAGGACGAAAAGCUAGAACGAGGCAUAGGGUUGGAGCUGCGCUAUACGAAUAGUGUGGCCCUACGAGUGCUGCGUAAUGGUGUCGAAGUCGUCAACCAGAACGCCAUUGUCGACGCAGGCAUGCUUGCCAUCUCGCAGCAUCCACGCCCUUACAUGAAGGCUCUUGUACAUGACCCCGAGCUGGAGACCAACGCCAUGGACGCCGUGGUGGCAGGGAACGGCGCCGAGACCCACAAGCUCAACCCUGGUACCUUUGGCCAGGUGAUAGCUCCCGGCAAGCUAGACACCUUCGAACACGUCUUCGUAGGUGGAUGGCUCUGCGAGAUUCCUGAUCUUCCUGGACUGGGCGACGCUUGUGCAAGUCAGUCAGUAGGCUGGAUCCAUAACGGGGAGACGGACCACGCAAAAAUCCUCACGUCGGAGGAUUACACGCGUAUUGGAUGCGCGUUGUAUGCUGGGGUUUGGUGCUGCGACCUUGCAUGA
This is a messenger RNA of Alternaria postmessia, 750 nucleotides long. RefSeq lists its product as uncharacterized. Bases 1 to 750 code for a protein of 249 amino acids. The transcript is spliced from 2 exons. Lineage: Eukaryota; Fungi; Ascomycota; Dothideomycetes; Pleosporales; Pleosporaceae. The record is from RefSeq and is a predicted model, not a curated record.